This is a messenger RNA of Solanum verrucosum, 828 nucleotides long. RefSeq names its product axial regulator YABBY 4. The record is from RefSeq and is a predicted model, not a curated record. Gene Ontology annotation, cellular component: nucleus. The coding region runs from base 18 to 617 and encodes 199 amino acids. The transcript has 7 exons. NCBI's taxonomy places the organism in Eukaryota, Viridiplantae, Streptophyta, Magnoliopsida, Solanales, Solanaceae. Gene Ontology annotation, biological process: polarity specification of adaxial/abaxial axis; cell fate commitment; plant ovule development.
GAGAUUGAGAAGAAAAGAUGUCAACAUUGAACAACCAUUUGUUUGAACUCCAAGACACAAUUUGCUAUGUGCAAUGUGGAUAUUGUACUACAAUAUUACUUGUUAGUGUGCCAUGCAGCAGCUUGUGCAACAAAAUAGUAACAGUGAGAUGUGGGCAUUGCACUACUCUCCUCUCUCUCAACUUGGUUAAACCUUCUCUUCAUCUCUUUGGUUCCUUCAACCAAACUCAUCAGCCACCAGUUGACAAGGAGGAAAUUGAUGAUGCUAAUAAGAAGAAUGCAAACUCAGAAAGCCAAAUUAUGGCCUCAUCAGAUGAAGAAGAUCAAUUGGAGAAUAAUGUUCUUCCUCUUAAUCAAGUCGUUAAUAAACCUCCAGAGAAGAGACAAAGAGCUCCAUCGGCUUAUAAUUGCUUUAUCAAAGAAGAGAUCAAGAGGCUGAAGAAUCUAUAUCCCAACAUUACUCACAAGCAAGCUUUCAGUACCGCAGCAAAAAAUUGGGCCCACUUUCCACCAAGUCAACAUAGAGGAGGCUGUAGUGUUGGAGACAGGAAAAUGGCAAAGGUUUCUGCUGCAAGGAACUCUAUGGUCCCAAGAGAUAGCAAUGGUUUAAUUCCUUGAAAGAAAUGCUUCGAGUACGACUUCGUCUCAUGAGUGAAGUGAUCUCAAUCAUCCCGAAAUCGAAGAAUUGAAUUAUGUAUUGUCUAGCUAGUAGUAGUACUGUUGGUUUCAAUUUCUAUUUGUGUUAAAGAUACUAUUGUCAAUUUAUAUGGUUGUUGAAGUUUCUGUUUGCAACUUUUGGAAGUUUGAAAGUAGUCACAUAUAUAUAAUA